GAUUGAAGAUUGUUGUCUAUGACUAUUUCCACAUAACACUUUCAUUUAUUUUUCCUUAAAGUAGUGUUUUUAGUCUAUUCUUUGAUUAAGAACAAAGUUUGUUAAUGUCGAUGAGAGUUAGAAGUAUAAUUAAUUGUGAUGAUGGAAGGAAAAGCAAAUGAGCUACCCGAUUUUCAAGUGUUUCGGACGGUAAUAAAAUACUGCUUAUUCAUUAUUAUCGUACCGGUAGUAUCGUUUUUCGUAUCGAAAUUGAUACUUUUCGAUGCUGUGUUUCGUCUUGAAGCUGUAUCUAGUAGCAUAUAUUCUGCUGUUGUAGCGGUAAUCGUGUUACAUGUUACCCUAGGCCUCUAUAUUUACAAAGCCUACGGUGAAUCGGAGAAACCGUCUAAACCCCUCAAAAAGAUUUCUUAAAGUACUUAAUCGCAUACUGAUAUAUUCACAAAAAUGGACAAUCUAUACAUGAAAGGGGAACUUCUUCAACUUCACACAAAAAAUAGUGAAGUUAUCGAAGGCAGAUUUUACAGCAUUACUAACGAUAAGUCAAAGAUAUCGCUAUACGAAGUAAAAGAAUCACCGCAAUCUGAUAAAAAUGAAGGUGUAUGCCAUUACUACGACACAGAAGUUAGAAA
Molecule: messenger RNA, 629 nt
Organism: Danaus plexippus (monarch butterfly)
Lineage: Eukaryota; Metazoa; Arthropoda; Insecta; Lepidoptera; Nymphalidae
Product: vacuolar ATPase assembly integral membrane protein VMA21 homolog
Exons: 2
Coding region: 139-411 (90 amino acids)
Biological process (GO): vacuolar proton-transporting V-type ATPase complex assembly
Cellular component (GO): endoplasmic reticulum membrane
Source: RefSeq, a predicted model, not a curated record